CCACAGCAGUGCUGUAAUUGGCUUCCCUUAUAUUUUGUCCAUCUUUGUUUUCUUUUUUUAUUUUUAUUUUUAUUUUUCGUUUGAUACUCCGCAGUUCCUCCAAGUCUCAGACAGUACAAGCGCACAACAGCACACAAAGAAAUCUAGAGAGAGAAAGGCAGAUCUAGCAACAAUGGGUUGAGAGAGAGAAGCUGCUGAAGGUGUUUUUGUUGCAGCUGCCGAUCAAAUCCAACUCAAUUUUGAUUUUCUUCUGUGGUGUUUCAUCAGGUAUUUGUAAAUCUUUUUUGAAGAGAUCAGUUCCUUUUUGUACAUCAGUUUUGGACUCGUGUUUCUGUUGACGAGGUACAAAGCCGAGGAGUGAGAGAUUCAAAACUCAAUUCAUUCCUUUGGUUUUAAAUUGGGGUGUUAAAGUUCUAUUCUUCUGGCUCUGUCUCAAAUUGGUUACGAGGAUAUACUAGUGGUUCACAGAUUGAGCUUUUUUUUGAGGGUGGUAUAGAUACUUUAUAUCACAUUUUUUUGUGGCAUGGCGUCUAUGUCACAAGCGGAGUCUAGACGGAUGUACUCUUGGUGGUGGGACAGUCACAUAAGCCCUAAAAACUCAAAAUGGCUUCAGGAGAAUCUUACAGAUAUGGAUGCCAAAGUCAAAGCAAUGAUCAAGCUUAUUGAAGAAGAUGCUGAUUCCUUUGCUAGGAGGGCAGAGAUGUAUUACAAGAAACGUCCAGAGCUUAUGAAAAUGGUUGAGGAGUUCUACCGAGCAUAUCGUGCUUUGGCUGAAAGAUAUGAUCAUGCCACUGGGGUGCUCCGCCAGGCCCACCGGACUAUGACAGAAGCAUUUCCAAAUCAAGUUCCCUUGGUACUAACUGAUGAUUCACCUGCAAGUUCUGCUUCUGAAGCUGAUCCACGUACGCCAGAGAUGACACCACCUACACGUGCAUUGUUUGACCCUGAUGAUCUGCAAAAGGAUGCUCUGGGAGUAUCUUCAUCUCAUGUCCAAUCUUUCAAGAGGAAUGGGGCAUUUACGGAAGAAUCUGAUUCUGUAACAAGUAGAAAGGGUUUGAAACAGCUCAAUGAUUUGUUUGGGUCCGGAGGCCAUGCAAAAUAUGCAGAAGGAAGAGUGAGAAAGGGCCUCAAUUUUCAUGAUGCAGAGGAGAAAGAUCGAAGUGCACAAAGGAAUGAGAACCACAGUGUCCAGGCUCAAGACUCGUCCGGGUCUGAGCGGGUGGGGGAAUUGAAGAAGGAAAUUUUAAUUUUAAAGGAUGCCCUUGCCAAAUUACAAGCUGAAAAGGAAGCUGGUCAAGUUCAGUACCAACAGAGUUUGGAUAGAUCAUCUAAGCUAGAGUCAGAAUUCGCUCAUGCACAAGAGGAUUCCAGAGGACUUAAUGAACGUGCAAGCAGAGCUGAAGCUGAAGUUCAAACUUUGAAGGAAGCCCUCGCCAAGCUAGAUGCUGAAAAGGAUGCUAGCUUUCUCCAGUACCAUCAGUGUUUGGAAAGGAUAUCUAAUCUAGAGAAUGCUAUUUCCCGUGCCCAAGAGGAUGCUGGGGAACUUAAUGAGCGAGCUACCAAAGCUGACACUGAAGCCCAAUCCCUAAAGCAAGACCUUUCUACUGUGGAAGCUGAAAAAGACGCUGCUCUUGAUCAAUGCAAACAAUCUCUGGAGAUGAUAUCAGAUCUAGAGAAAAAAUUAUUGCAUGCGGAAGAGGAUGCCAGGAAGAUUAAGGAGCGAGCUGAUAAAGCUGAAAGUGAAGUUGAAACUCUGAAGCAAGCUCUUGCCAAACUAACUGAAGAGAAGGAAGCUGCAGCUCUCCAAUAUCAGCAAUGCCUGGAGACAAUUUCAAGUCUAGAGCAUAAAAUCUCUCGUGCGCAGGAAGAGGCCCAAAGGCUUAAUGCCGAGAUAGAUAAUGGAGUUGUGAAGUUAAAGGGUGCCGAAGAACAAUGUCUUCUGUUGGAGAGAUCAAAUCAGUCUCUUCAUUCUGAGUUGGAAUCUAUGGUCUUGAAGAUGGGCACUCAAACUCAAGAACUUACAGAGCAGCAGAAGGAAUUGGGGAGACUCUGGACUUGCAUCCAAGAAGAGCGCUUACGAUUUGUGGAGGCUGAAACUGCCUUCCAAACUUUGCAGCAUCUGCAUUCUCAAGCUCAGGAUGAAUUGAGAUCUCUGGCUUCGGAGCUACAGAACAGGGUUCAGGUUAUAAGGGAUAUGGAAGCUUGUAAUCAUAGUUUGCAGGAUGAAGUCCUGAAGACUAAGGAGGAUAACAAGAGCCUCAAUGAACUCAAUUUAUCUUCAGCGAUGUCAAUAAAAGAUAUGCAAGAUGAAAUCUUUGGCUUAAGGGAAUCAAAAGAGACACUUGAACAAGAGGUCGAACUCCGAGUGGACCAAAGAAAUGCUCUUCAGCAAGAAAUUUACUGUCUCAAAGAGGAACUGAAUGAAUUGAACAAGAAACACCAGGCUAUGUUGGAGCAGGUGGAUGCAGUGGGCUUUAACCCUGAGUGCUUUGGAUCGUCAGUGAAGGAACUGCAGGAUGGGCACUCAAAUCUAAAAGAAACCUUCCAAAGAGAAAGAAGUGAGAAAUUAGCUCUUCUGGAGAAGUUGGAAAUCAUGGACCAGCUUCUUGAGAAAAAUGCGCUAUUGGAGAAUUCCCUCUCAGAUUUGAGUGCCGAGUUAGAAGGGGUUAGAGAGAAGAUAAAGGCACUGGAGGAAUGCUGCCAGUCUCUUCUGGAAGAAAAAUCUUCUCUUGUUGCUGAGAAAGCCACUCUAGUAUCUCAGUUACAGAAAACGACUGAGAAUUUGGAGAAAGUCUCGGAGAAGAACGCCUUUCUGGAGAACUCCCUUUUUGAUGCUCAUGAUGAACUUGAAGGGUUGAAGGUGAAAUCUAAAAGCUUGGAGGAUUCAUGCCAGUUGCUUGGUGAUGAGAAGUCUGGUCUUAUCAAUGAGAAAGAUAAUUUAGUCUAUCAGCUGGAAAUCACUCGACAAAGAUUAGAAGAAAUGGAGAAAAGGUACGUAGAAUUAGAAGAGAAAUAUUCAUUUCUGGAGAAAGAGAAAGUAUCCACACUUCAUAAAGUAGAAGAGCUACGGGUUUUCUUGGAUGCAAAAGAGCAAGAACAUGCCAGUUUUACAGAGUUGACUGAGACAAGGUUGGCUAGCAUGGAUACCCAGGUCUGUCUCCUACGAGAAGACGGUCAGCUCAGGAAAAGAGAACUUGAAGAAGAGCUAGAUAAAUCGAUGGAUUCUCAGAUUGAGAUCUUCGUCUUGCAGAGGUGUGUACAAGAUCUGAAAGAAAAGAACUUCUCUCUGUUGAUUGAGUGUCAGAAAGUCUUGGAGGCAUCCAGAAUGUCAGAAAAACUGAUUUCUGAAUUAGAGCAUGAAAAUCUUGAACAACAGAUGGAAGUGAAAUCCUUGCUUGAUCAAACCAAUAAACUGAGGGGGGGCAUGCAUCAGUUGGUGAAGGCUCUUGACAUUGAUCUGGACCACGGGUGUGAAGGUAAGAUUGGGCGAGAACAAACAUAUCUGAGUCAAAUUCUUGGCAAACUUGAAGAUACAAAAUAUUCCUUGUGUAAAACCGAGGAUGAAAAUCACCAGCUGGCUUUUGAGAUUUCUGUUCUUGUCACACUUCUCGGGCAACUGAAAUUAGAAGCAGCAAAUCUUGAGACGGAAAAAAACAUUCUUAACCAAGAGUUCGGCAUCAGGACUGAGCAAUUCUUGCUGUUGAAGAGUGAAAUCAAUAAACUUCUUGAGAUGAAUGAAGGAUUGCAUUUGAAAGUGAGGGAGGGGGGUCAAAAAGAGGAGGCACUAACAUCUCAGAUAGAGAAUCUAUGUGGGAAGUUGUUGGAUAUUCAAGGGGCAUUCAAUAAUUUACAGAAGGAGAAUUCAAAGAUUCUUGAAGAAAAAAGAUCCUUGAUGCAGGAGUUCUUAGAUUUGGAGGAAAAGAAUCAUACCCUGGAAGAGGAGAACUGUGUUUUCUUUGGUGAAACAUUAUCUCUGACUAACCUCUCUGUGAUUUUCAAGAACUUUGUUGAUGAGAAAUACGUCGAACUAAAGGAGCUUAAUGAAGAUCUAGACAACCUUCAAGUUGUCAAUGGUGCCCUUGAGGAGAAGUUGAGAGUAAUGGAAGGAACAUUAGAAGUGGUACAGAUAGAAAAUUUGCAUCUCAAAGGAACAUUGCAGAAGUCAGAGGAUGAGCUAAAAGCAGUUACCUGUGUUAGUGAUCAUUUGAACAAUGAAAUUGCAAAAGGAAAGGAUGUGUUGCAGAAGAAAGAAAUGGAACUUUCCGAAGCAGAACUGAAGCUGUGUGUCAGGGAGAAUGAGAAGUCAGAGUUGCAUAAAAUAGUGGAGGAUCUGAACAGGGAAUAUGAUGGGGUUAAGAUGGUUAGAGACGACCAAGAAAAACAAAUUUUCGGACUAUCUGAAGACAAAAUUCACUUGAGCAAGGAGAAUGAGUGCCUUUGUGAAGCAAAUCGGAGAUUGGAGAUUGAACUACACCGACUGCAUGAAGAACAUGAAAAAAGUAAAAUCAGAGAGGAUAAUAUGUGCUCCGAGCUGCAAAAGGGAAAGAAUGAGAUCUCUCGAUGGGAGACUCGGGCUGUUGCAUUAUUUGGUGAAUUGCAGUAUUGUACUGUAUGUCAUGCUUUGUAUGAAGAGAAGUUUCAUGAGCUUACUGACGCAUACGAGAAACUUAAAGAUCAAGGUACUUCCAAAGAUAUGGAUAUUGAACUGCUGAAAGAAAGGUUAAGCACUUUUGAGUGCCUUUGUGAAGCAAAUCGGAGAUUGGAGAUUGAACUACACCAACUGCAUGAAGAACAUGAAAAAAGUAAAAUCAGAGAGGAUAAUUUGUGCUCCGAGCUGCUAAAGGGAAAGAAUGAGAUCUCUCGAUGGGAGACUCGGGCUGUUGCAUUAUUUGGUGAAUUGCAGUAUUGUACUGUAUGUCAUGCUUUGUAUGAAGAGAAGUUUCAUGAGCUUACUGACGCAUACGAGAAACUUAAAGAUCAAGGUACUUCCAAAGAUAUGGAUAUUGAACUGCUGAAAGAAAGGUUAAGCACUUUUGAGUGCCUUUGUGAAGCAAAUCGGGGAUUGGAGAUUGAACUACACCAACUGCAUGAAGAAUGUGAAAAAAGUAAAAUCAGAGAGGAUAAUAUGUGCUCCGAGCUGCAAAAGGGAAAGAAUGAGAUCUCUCGAUGGGAGACUCGGGCUGUUGAAUUAUUUGGUGAAUUGCAGUAUUGUACUGUAUGUCAUGCUUUGUAUGAAGAGAAGUUUCAUGAGCUUACUGACGCAUACGAGAAACUUAAAGAUCAAGGUACUUCCAAAGAUAUGGAUAUUGAACUGCUGAAAGAAAGGUUAAGCACUUCUGAAGGUGAAAAUGGACGACUCAAAGGUCAGUUGGCUGCAUAUAUCCCAGUCAUAACUUCUUUGAGGGAUUGUAUAUCAUCUUUGGAGAAUCAGUCCUGUUUGCAUACAAAGAUUCAAAAAACUGACAUCAAGGACACUAAGGAUGCUAAAUUGGCAAGUUCUUUGCAUGUUGAGAGCUGUCCCGAUGAAGAUCCAAAUGUCAUGGUGCCAAAUGCAUUUUCAGACUUGCAGGAUUUGCAAACUAGGGUCAAAGCUAUCGAAAUGGCAGUGAUUGAGACUGAGAAGCUUGCAAUGGAGGAAAACUUAAAUGUGAAUGCCAAACUUGAGGCCGCGAUGAGACAGAUUGAAGAGUUAAAAUCUGAAAGCAGCUCACGUCAAGAAAACGCUAAGCCAAUGUCUGAAAUCUCUGAAGUGGAGAAUGGACUUCUAACAAAAGAUAUUAUGCUUGAUCAGAUAUCUGAAUGUUCGUCCUAUGGGAUAAGUAGGAGGGAACAUGUUGGGGCUAAUAAUCAGACGCUCGAGUUGUGGGAAGCAGAUCAGGAUGGUAGCAUCGAUCUUACUGUUGGCAAUGCAAAGAAGAUCGUCAGUAAACCUACUGAGAAAGGUAAUGAAUACCACCAGAUUGAAGCGAUAAAGGAAAAGAACAAUGCAUAUCCCACAUCAGAAAUGCUGGUGGAAAAGGAGUUGGGUGUGGAUAAAUUAGAGAUAUCCAAGAGAUCUACAGAGCCUCAUCAAGAAGUCAACAAAAGAAAGAUUUUGGAAAGACUUGAUUCUGAUGUCCAGAAAUUGACAAACCUUCAAAUUACCGUGCAAGAUUUGAAGAAAAAAGUGGAGAUAACUGAGAAGAGCAAAAUGGGUAAAUCUGAAUGUGAUACUGUGAAGGGUCAGCUGGAGGAGGCCGAGGAGGCCGUACUGAAGUUGUUUGAUCUCAAUGGGAAAUUGAUGAAGAAUAUUGAAGACAGUUCCUUCUCCUAUGCUGGAUUAUCCGCAACGGAGUUGGAAGAGAGCGCGAGUGUUAGGAGAAAGAAAAUUUCAGAACAGGCACGAAGAUUGUCGGAAAGAAUUGGGCGGUUGCAGUUGGAAGUGCAGAAACUACAGUUUGUUUUGCUGAAACUUGAUGAUGAGAAAGGUAGCCAAGGAGGGACUAGAAUCCAAGAAACAAAAAGAAGAGUUCUCCUUCGAGACUAUCUCUAUGGUGGGAUAAGAACUGGCUACAGGCGAAAGAAAGCAAGCUUCUGCGCAUGUGUCCAGCCUCCAACGAAAGGAGACUGAGGUAUUUACAUUUACAGAAGCAUAUCAGUAGAGUUUAUAUUAAUUAAAGAGAGACUUUUUUGUUUAUCUGUAAAUUUUUCGUUCCUAGAGAUGAUUUCAGAAUUACAUGUGUUCCCUUGGUUUACAUAAAGAGAAACUUGUCUUGUUUAGUUUCGAGAAACUGCUGUACAUGUCAGGCCCCAUCGAAUCAAAAUAAGCUGUAUUCAGAAA
Cornus florida is the source of this 6820-nucleotide messenger RNA. RefSeq names its product protein NETWORKED 1D-like. The record is from RefSeq and is a predicted model, not a curated record. Gene Ontology annotation, molecular function: actin filament binding. The transcript is spliced from 5 exons. Bases 524 to 6610 code for a protein of 2028 amino acids. NCBI's taxonomy places the organism in Eukaryota, Viridiplantae, Streptophyta, Magnoliopsida, Cornales, Cornaceae. Gene Ontology annotation, cellular component: plasma membrane.